Molecule: messenger RNA, 939 nt
Organism: Paramecium pentaurelia
Lineage: Eukaryota; Ciliophora; Oligohymenophorea; Peniculida; Parameciidae
Source: the annotation of a GenBank genome assembly
UAAUGAAAGAAGAAUUGUAAAGAAAUUAAUCUGCUAGUACUUGUGAGAACAAUAAUAGAUAUAAAAAGGUUCCAUAUAAAAAUGCUAGGAGAGUUAAAAUAAAGGAGUCUAAAGAACUUUAAGAAGAUUUAUCUGAAUAUAUUCGUAAAAUAAUGAAUUUCUCUUUAUCUGAAUAGUUUGGUAAGGUUUUAGAAUAAGAGAAUCAUUAGAUGUAUUUAGAUGACUGCUUCUUAAAUCCAAAAAAACCUGAAAUAAUACCUAAUUUAUCAAGAAUGAAAUAACAUUUUCUUAAAUAAUAUCAAGAUUAGUUUAUUUGUGAGGGUAUAUAAGAAAUUCACAAUCAUAAAUAUGCAGUUUCUAAUAUUUUGUAUAGUGGUUUAUCAGCAUCAGCAUUGGCAUCAGCUAAAUGGCAUUCAGUAUAAGCAAUGAGAAGGAUGAGAGCAGAAAGACCUCAAUGUCCUGAAUUUAAAGAGUAUCCUCUUGAUAAAGAGUCAUUAAAAGAAAUUGAAUAAACUAAAAGUAAUAAAUAAAAUAAUAUAAUAUUAGAUAAGGUAAACAAUAAAAGAAGAGUUAAUUCAGAACAUUAAAAAGUGAAUGAAAAAUUAAUGUUAGAUAGAUCAUAAUCAUUAAAUAAAUAUAUCGAAAACAUCAAAUAAUCAAAUCAAAUUUAUACUAAUGUAUAUGGGUUAUAAAAGGGAGAAUAUGAUCUAAUUUUGGAAUUUGCAAAAAAAUAAAAUAUUAGUGUUUCUUAAGCUGAAAAUGAUUUUCAAUUUAUUAAAUCAAAGAAAAGUGUUGCCAAAAGUAUAACAUAUCAAGAAAAUAAAUUGAUAAAAAGAAUUUAAAGAAGGAAAUAUGUAGAUGAUGAUGAUGUAUAUGGAGUUAGGCCAAAUAGGAUAUCACCAUCUGGAAUUCAUCUUAAAAACAAAUUGAUAAUAUGAG